Molecule: messenger RNA, 2127 nt
Organism: Babjeviella inositovora NRRL Y-12698
Lineage: Eukaryota; Fungi; Ascomycota; Pichiomycetes; Serinales
Product: putative tubulin tyrosine ligase
Exons: 2
Coding region: 1-2127 (708 amino acids)
Biological process (GO): protein modification process
Cellular component (GO): P-body
Molecular function (GO): hydrolase activity
Source: RefSeq, a predicted model, not a curated record
AUGCACGUUCUUCUCACCAAUGACGAUGGCCCGCUUUGCGAUGCACACUCGCCAUACAUUGCGCCCUUGGCGGCGGCUAUCAAAGCGCAUACCACGUGGGAAUUGUCGAUUGCGACACCAAGCGCUCCAAGAUCAUGGAUCGGGAAGGCCCAUUUUGCGGACCAGACCAUAACAGCGGCAUAUCUCUACCCGACCGAGGGAAACAGCUAUGACGGUCCGUUUGCGGAGCCUCAGCCGGAGUUGCUUGCGCAAGGAAGGACCGAAUGGGUGACUGUGGACAGCACGCCAGCGGCAGCCUCCGACAUGGGUAUCCACCACUUGUUCCAACACAAGGCGCCGAUUGAUUUAGUGAUUUCUGGGCCAAACUUUGGGGAAAAUGUCAGCUCCGUGUUCAUGCUCGCGUCCGGCACUGUGGGCGCAUCCAUGGAGGCGGCCUUGCACGGGAUGAAAUCAGUGAGUUUGUCGUUCAAGCAUGAGCCGGAGCAUAUGCUCAAACCGGAAAUUAUUACCGAGGCUUGUCAUAUCGGUGUCAAGUUGAUUGAGCACUUGUACCGUCAGUGGCCGCAAGACCGCUCGGUGGACCUCUAUACCAUCAACGUGCCUAUGGUUCCAUCUUUGAAGCUCGGCGAGACCAAGAUUGAGUACACGUCUGUCUUUCAGAACACUUGGGGCUCGCUGUUUGUGAAGGACCCGCUGGCCCAGCAGUGGCAGUGGCAGCCGGAUUUCGCCCAUGUGGUGCGCCAAAUCGCAGCGGAUAAGGCCCAAGGCGUCCACAAUGACGCUGUUUGCAUUCACGAUGGAAAGGUCUCGGUUACCGCGUUGAAGGCCUCCUACAAGGAUGUUCCUCUUUCCGGUGAGAUUGUGUUGGGCGGAUUGAACGAGGGUGUUUCUCGCUUAACUGUUCUGGACCGUGUUUCGGCGACCGUCGCCUUGACUAUCCCAAAGGAUGCAUACAUCUACGAAGCGCUUUUGGCAGCGGUUAAUAAACACUUGAACGCGGUAGUUGUGGACACAUUGCCAGCGACAAUCGCGUCCAAGGUGUUCCACUUCGGGGACUACGAGGAACUCAACACGGAUGAGGCGUUCAACCCGAACUACCUCCUCUGUUCGUAUAUAUACCGCAAGGCGUUGAUCCGCAAACACUACUUGGCGCACACCAUCCAUAGCUACGUAGUGAAACACCCACAGUCGUGCUUGACAAAGAACUUCCCAACCACGUACCAGUUGGAGGUGGACUAUGCCGAGUUCUUGGAUGAGUCGCUCGAUGACUGCUACGAGUUGCGUGAAGAGAUCAUGGAGGGCGAAAAGACCUGGAUCUUGAAGCCGUCGAUGAGCGACAGGGGCCAGGGGAUCCGUAUUUUUCAGACCGUAGAACAGUUGCAGGCCAUCUUUGACUCUUUUGAGGAGGAAUCCUCCGAUGAGGAGGAGGAGGAGGAGGAGGAGGAAACCACUGAGCACAAGCCGUAUGGCGGGGACAACGGGGUUAUUACCUCCCAGUUGAGACACUUCGUGGUGCAAGAGUACCAGGCGAAUCCGUUGCUAUUGCCAGCCUACAACAACAAAAAGUUUCACCUCCGCUGCUACGUGGUGGCCUCGGGGGCCUUGAAGGUCUACGUGUACAAGCCAAUGUUGACCUUGUUUGCCUUGUCGCAGUUCAAGCUGCCGCAGGCAAACGACAACGACGAGAUUGAGUUGUACGGGCACUUGACCAACACAUGUUUACAAGGCGAGGAGAAUGCGAUUUUGAACAACUCAGUGGUAGAGUUUUGGCACUUAGAGGGAAUUUCGGACACGCAGAAGCAGCAGGUGUUUGCAUUGCUCUGCGACACCGUUAGCGAGUUGUUCAACGCCGCUGUCAGCGUCGACAAGAUGAAUUUCCAGCCGAUGGCCAACGCGUUUGAAAUCUUUGGCGUGGACUUCUUGGUGGAUGACGCUUUUGGUGUCACCCUCUUGGAGGUUAACUCAUACCCGGACUUUAAGCAGACGGGAGACGACUUGAAGGGGUUGAUUUACGGGUUAUUUGACGACGUGGUGAGCGAGGUGGUGGCACCGUUUUUCCACGGGAAGCAGGGCACCUCGCAUAACUUGGUGUCGGUGUUGGACCAGUCCACCAGUGGGGCUUGGUAG